AAUCAGAAAGCGACGGAGAGGAAGAGAGACGAGAUGAAACAAAAAGUUGAAGCGAGAGAGACAAGGGAAGGCGGGCGCAGACAACAUCGAGAUUGGCGACAAGACAAGACGAAGCCUAUCCGACAAACUCCACCUCGCUAGGGCGAAGCUUCGCCCGGUAGCUGAUCUCAAGCUAGUCGUAGCGACGCUUAUUCAGCUUUCUUCAACGGAACUCGGAAUCGGCUGCUGCUGAAGUUGAAUUUUUGAGACUUCAGUGGGUUGGAGUAUGACAAGCAACAUGGAAACUGUACAUGUCGACGCUGGAGCUGUUUCAGAAAAAAGGCGAUCGGAUUUGAUUCGAUGGUUGAAUACUCUUUUCGUGGGUUUGAAUAUGCCUACGGGAUCGUCGGAGGAAGAACUGAGAGCUCUGCUGUUAGAAGGCAGUGUUUUCUGUGGAAUUUUGAGCCGGAUCAGUCCAAUUUUUUCGGAGGUAUGACUAUGAAGCGGAUGGUUCUCCUGAGAAACGGUUGAUAAACAUCAAAAAGUUUAUCUCAGUUGUUGAGGAAAUGGGAUUCCCCAGUUUUAGACUUGUGGAUCUGGAGCAGGCAUCUAUAUCUAGAGUUGUGGAAUGCCUUCUAUCCAUCAGGGAUCACUUAAACUUAGACGUUGUUGAAGUUUCUCCUCCUGACCUGAACCAAUCUGAAAUCCAGCUAAGAAAGACGUGGAAAUUUCCAAAAGGGUCAUCCUUUGAAUUUCGUCGUGGGCAUAAUUUUCAUGAAGUUUUUCAGUUGAGACAAGGGCAUAAUUCUGGUCUUACACCUGCCAAAGUUACAGAAGUGUUAAAAUCAAACUGUUUAGAUAAUGCCCCAACUCAAUCACUUUUAAGCAUUACAAAUGGAAUUCUAGAUGAAAGCAUUGAGAGAAAGAAUGGGGAGAUAUCUCAACAUGUAGCAUUUUUAUUGAGAAGAGUUAUGCAAGAGAUUGAGCGUCGUAUUUUAACUCAAGCUGAACAUAUAAGAAAUCAAAAUAAUCUCAUUAAAGCGCGUGAAGGAAAGUACUUGUUAAGAAUUAGGGUGCUAGAAGAACUAGCAAGAGGGACACAUGAAGAAAAUCAGAUAAUCAUGAACCAGCUCUUGCUGAUAAAGGCAGAAAAAAAUAAGAUAGUAGAAAGGGAAAAAAAUGGAAAGCAAGAUAUGAUUAGGUUGUCUAAGACAAAAGAAGACAUGGAUAAUGUGAUUGCAGAGCUGAAGAGGGAAUUGGAGAUGAGUCACAAAAAUUAUGCACGAUGCUGCCAAGAAAUGGAGGACAAAACAAACAAAAUCAAGGGCCAGUUAGACAAGAAGACAAAGGAAGUUGAAUUCCUUCUAGAAGAAUCGAAAAAGAAGAUUGGAGAACUUGAAGAAACUUCAAAAUCUCAAUUAAAUAGCUGGCAAAAUAAGGAAAACAAAAUUGGAAAUUUCAUACAUUCUCAACUGCAAUUGAUGCAGGACUUAAUGGAAUCAUCUAGCUCAAUCAAGCAGGAAAUCAUUCAUUCUCAGACAAAAUUCCAGGAUGAGAUCAUUAAUUUGGGAUUGAAUCUGAAAGUGUUAUCAGAUGCUGCUGAUAAUUAUCAUAAAAUUCUUGCAGAAAACCAUAAAUUUCAUAAUGAGGUCCAGGAAUUAAAAGGGAAUAUUAGAGUAUAUUGCCGCAUUAGACCAUUCCUUUCUGAUCAAAAUGCGAAGUCGACGACCAUAUAUUAUUUUGGCGAUAAUGGUGAGCUCCUUAUCAGGAAUCCCUACAAACAAGGAAAAGAUGGACACAGGAUGUUCAAGUUCAACAAAGUCUUUGGUCCUACUGCAUCUCAAGCUGAAAUAUUCUCGGAUAUUCAACCAUUAAUAAGAUCUGUUCUUGAUGGCUACAAUGUAUGCAUUUUUGCAUAUGGUCAGACUGGUUCUGGGAAGACAUACACAAUGAGUGGUCCUAAUUUAGAAUCAAUGGAGGAUUGGGGAGUGAACUACCGAGCUUUGAAUGACCUUUUUGAGAUUUCUGAAAGGCGGAGAAAUAAUUAUUUAUAUGAAGUUGGAGUCCAGAUGGUUGAAAUUUACAAUGAACAAGCGCGCGAUCUUCUUUCAGGAGAUGGUUCUCAUAAGAGACUUGGUAUUUGGAGUAUCACUCAACCAAAUGGACUUGUUGUUCCUGAUGCUAGCAUGCAUCCUGUCAAAUCAACCUCUGAUGUUCUGCAAUUGAUGCAUAUUGGACAAACAAACCGAGCCGUAGUUUCAACUGUUCUCAAUGAACGAAGUAGUAGAUCUCACAGUAUCCUGACUAUCCAUUGUCGAGGUGUGGAUUUGAAGAUUGGAUCUACAUCGAGGGGUUGUCUUCAUUUGAUAGAUCUUGCAGGUAGUGAAAGAGUUGAACAUUCUGAGGCAACUGGAGACAGAGUCAAGGAAGAACAGUAUAUCAACAAAUCUUUGUCUGCUCUUGGAGAUGUUAUAUUUGCUUUGGCACAAAAAUCUACUCAUGUUCCAUACAGAAACAGUAAAUUAACACAAAUUCUUCAAAGUUCUUUAGGUAAACAAGCAAAGACACUUAUGUUUGUUCAAAUAAAUCCAGACAAUGAAUCAUAUUCCGAGACUAUCAGUACUCUAAAGUUUGCUGAAAGAGUGUCUGGAGUUGAGUUGGGUCCAGCACGAAGCAACAAAGAUGACAAGGAUGUCAAAGAUUUAUUAGAACAGGUGGCAUUUCUCAAAGACACAAUAUCUAGGAAGGAUGUAGAAAUUGAACAGAUGCAGAUGCUGAUAGAUCAUCAGACUGUAUCGCAUGAGUCAACAAAUGAGAAGUAUGCAGUGUUAGGACACUCUUCAUCCACUCCUGGUAUCCGUCCCUCAGAAGAAGAAACUACAAGUUCUCGUUUGCCUCAUGGCAUGCUAGUAACAACUGAUAAUUUUGCCUCAUAUCUUGAGAAUCAAACUCAAUUUAGUGAAAACGAUGACACAUCUAAUGGAGGGGAUAAAGGGCAGAUCUUGCAAGCUGGUUCUGACCUUGUUGGAUACAGAGAUGCAGAUUUAGAAGACAGAAUUAGUGACAUAUCUGAUAGUGUCAUAUCAAUGAUGACAGAAACAGAUGGUUCUGUAACCAGUUCCACUGAUUUUUCAUUAUCCCCUGGUACUAACAAAUCAGAAGAGAAGAAAACAGGGAAGCUAGCUAAGUUUCAGUCAAGAUUUUCUAAAACGGUAGCAAAGGUAGGACAAUCAAUAACUUCCAGGACGAAGUUGAAAGAACCCUCAAACUCUGGAGGCACAAGCAAAGCAACAAGCAAUAGCAACCAGGCAACAGCUACCAUGAAGCCUACAAAACACUGGCACUAGAAAAAGUAGAUCCACAGAGCAAAUCGAUGGGAGGUCGAAAGAAGUUUAGAAUGCAAUGUAUGUGCACUUCAUCUGUCGAUAUGAACUCUAUAGGUCGAAAUCUGUAUCAAAGGUCAAGUGAUAGUUCUGUUUAGGUUGUAAUAUGUAUCAAAAUGAUGUAUAGAAAAUUGUUCAAAUGUCUGAAGAGCAAUUACCAUGGUAAUUCUCAAAAUGACCCAAGGAGACACCUUUUUCAAUAUGCUCCUAAAAUUUUAUUGACGUUGGGAGUAAGUACUCUUGAAUA
Zingiber officinale is the source of this 3609-nucleotide messenger RNA. Its product is annotated as kinesin-like protein KIN-14C. Gene Ontology annotation, biological process: microtubule-based movement. The coding region runs from base 546 to 3326 and encodes 926 amino acids. The record is from RefSeq and is a predicted model, not a curated record. Gene Ontology annotation, molecular function: ATP binding; microtubule binding; microtubule motor activity. The transcript has 21 exons. NCBI's taxonomy places the organism in Eukaryota, Viridiplantae, Streptophyta, Magnoliopsida, Zingiberales, Zingiberaceae.